UUUAUAUACCAAAAAUAAUAAUAAUAAUAAUAAUAAUAACAAAAAAAGCCUUAUUUCUCCUCCUUUAUUAUUUCUCUCUUUCUUCUCUAGUACUAAAGAAGAGAAGAACUACACCUGCUUUUGCUCUGCUCUAUUCUGCUCUCUCUGUCUCUAAAUAUUUAUCUUUAAUUUCUCUCUUUUGCUCUUUUUUUUUUUUUUUUUCAUGGCACUCCUAACUUUUACACCAGAGCCCACCGACUCCAAGAAACCUACUCAAUCAAAACGAAAGAAGAGACCAAAGCAGCAACAGCAACAGCAGCAGCAGAAACCGCCGUCUUCAUGGGACCAAAUCAAGAACCUUCUCACUUGCAAACAGAUCGAAGGUUCUCGAGUUCACGACCCUUCCAAAAACAACACCACCACAGUUGGCUACUCCAAGCUCGGCUCUUCAUGUAGCUCUAUUUGUAGCUUUAGAGACGUUGUUCAUGGCAACACUAGGGUUGUUCACAGAGCCGACAACUCGCCCGAAAAUAGCACGGCAGGACAGGAAGCCGGUUUACUGAGUCGAAAGGGAGCGAACGGUUCCUCAACUCGGUCCACUACUUCUGGGUCGGCGAGAUCCAACGGUGGCGCUGGGUACACGUCAUCCUCUAGAGGAAUGCAAUUCAGGAAGCUCUCUGGUUGUUAUGAGUGUCAUAUGAUCGUUGACCCAAGCAGGUAUCCGAUUAUUCCAAGGAGUACUAUUUCUGCUUGUUCUCAAUGUGGAGAGGUUUUUCCUAAGAUUGAGAGUCUUGAGCUUCACCAGGCAGUUCGCCAUGCCGUAUCGGAGCUGGGUCCGGAAGAUUCGGGUCGGAAUAUAGUAGAGAUAAUAUUCAAAUCGAGCUGGCUGAAGAAAGACAACCCAAUUUUUCAGAUCGAACGGAUCUUAAAGGUCCACAACACGCAGAGAACGAUCCAACGGUUCGAGGACUGCCGUGACGCGGUCAAGACACGUGCGCUGAACAGCACACGAAAGAACCCGAGGUGUGCGGCCGAUGGGAAUGAGCUUCUGCGAUUCCACUGCACUACGCUCACGUGCUCAUUGGGGGCACGUGGAGCUUCCAACCUUUGCGGGCCAGUGCCUGGUUGCGGCGUGUGCACCAUCAUCCGGCACGGGUUCCAGGGCAAUAAGUCCGGUGGUAGUAAUCAUAAUAAUAAUAAUAAUAACAGCACAACUACAACUACUCAGACUCAGUGCAGCGAGUCGAGCAAAGGAGUGUUGACCACAGCAAGCAGUGGUAGGGCCCACGAUUCAUUGAGGUGUACGGAUGGGCGUAGAGCAAUGCUUGUGUGCCGUGUGAUUGCGGGAAGGGUGAAACGCUAUGCGGACGAUGCGCCGACAGAGGAGGAUAGCGUGUCUCUCGGCUCCUCUUACGAUUCCGUUGCCGGUUACGCUGGUGUGUACUCAAAUCUCGAGGAGUUGAUUGUUUUUAAUCCAAGGGCUAUCCUUCCUUGUUUCGUAGUCAUCUACAAAGCUCUCGAUUCCCCGUAAAACGUCGUCGUCCUCGUUUAUUUAUUAAUUAUAUAAAUAAAUUUUUAGUUCUCUUUUUUUUCUUUAUUUAUUUAAUUCGAAUAGUAGCUUCGCGACCCGUACCUCCUCCCACUGUACAUAAAUCUGCUUCCAUUCCAUGGAUGUGGUGUUCACUCUCUCUCUAUAUAAAAUGCUGUGACGUGACGACUGCGUUUUUUGACCGUUGGAUGAUGGAGGCCUUAAUUGUAAUCAACGGUCAAGGAACUGCAGUCGUGACAAUAUAAUUAGCAAUAUUGUCUGUCGUCUCUAUCUAUCUAUAUAUAUAUAUUGAUAUUAAUUAAUAAGAGUAGUUUAUUAAUUGCAGAAGUUAGCAUAUCUUUGUUGUAUGAUAUUGUUUAUUAAUGAAUUUCAGCUCAACUGCUUUUGCAA
This is a messenger RNA of Cannabis sativa, 1918 nucleotides long. RefSeq lists its product as uncharacterized. The coding region runs from base 203 to 1510 and encodes 435 amino acids. The record is from RefSeq and is a predicted model, not a curated record. NCBI's taxonomy places the organism in Eukaryota, Viridiplantae, Streptophyta, Magnoliopsida, Rosales, Cannabaceae. The transcript has 3 exons.